This is a messenger RNA of Megalops cyprinoides (Indo-Pacific tarpon), 1098 nucleotides long. It is a transcript of the gene sat1b, whose product is annotated as spermidine/spermine N1-acetyltransferase 1b. The transcript is spliced from 6 exons. The coding region runs from base 151 to 666 and encodes 171 amino acids. The record is from RefSeq and is a predicted model, not a curated record. Lineage: Eukaryota; Metazoa; Chordata; Actinopteri; Elopiformes; Megalopidae. Gene Ontology annotation, molecular function: N-acetyltransferase activity.
UACCCUGCAUGUGAUCUCUGCACAAAUCGGUCAGGAUCCCAGACUGACUGCGGAGGGUUAAACUCCUGGGAAGCGAAUGAAGAAACAGCUUUUGCUUCACUUCACGUACAGAGGACUCGUAAGAAAAGGGAAGAAAAGUAAAAGAAGAAAAUGGCCAAUUUUAUAUUGCGGAAAGCCGAGCCCAAGGACGUGCCUGACAUACUGCGACUCAUAAAGGAACUUGCAAAAUAUGAAGACAUGGAAGAUCAAGUUAUAUUGACUGAGAAAGAGCUGCUGGAGGAUGGCUUCGGAGAACACCCGUUCUACCACUGCGUCAUCGCGGAAGUGCCGAAGGAGCAGCGGACGGUCGAGGGCCAUUCUGUGGUAGGAUUUGCCAUGUACUACUUCACCUAUGACCCCUGGAUCGGGAAGCUGCUCUACUUGGAGGACUUCUACGUGAUGAAGGAGUACAGGGGUUUUGGAAUCGGGUCUGAAAUGUUAAAGAACCUCAGUCAUACGGCGGUGAAGUCUCGCUGCAGCAGUAUGCACUUCAUCGUAGCCGAGUGGAACACGCCGUCCAUCGAGUUCUACAAGCGCCGCGGCGCCGCCGACCUGUCGCUCGAGGAGGGCUGGCGGCUCUUCAGGAUCGACAAGGAGUACCUGCUCAAGAUGUCCGCCGAGGAGUGACCCGGUGGGGAGGGGGCCCGGCCCGAUUCCCACGGCUCAGUGGGGUUUCUCUGACCUGCUCGUAUUUAGCUUGCAUUUUAUGCGCGGUUUUUAACUGAGGCACACUUGGUGUUUUUAGAUGCUUGCUUUUCUUUCCUCGUUCUGUAAUCUCUGAAAGGAAACCCCUCUGAUUGUAGCUGAGAUGUGGUUCGAUGUACGUGUGCUUUUCUUUCCUCGUUCUGUAAUCUCUGAAAGGAAACCCCUCUGAUUGUAGCUGAGAUGUGGUUCGAUGUACGUGUGCUUUUCUUUCCUCGUUCUGUAAUCUCUGAAAGGAAACCCCUCUGAUUGUAGCUGAGAUGUGGUUCGAUGUACGUGUGAGGAGGUGCAGUCUCUGCUCUCCUUCCUGUGCAGCCUGCCCUGUCUGCAGCUCAUCUGCUUUGAGUAAAAACGUAC